CCGGGUUUGAACCUAGGACCUCCUGUCUCUAGGCCUGACUCUCACUCCACUGAGCUACCCAGCUGCCCCCUGUGUAUCAUUUUAUUCAAGAUUUGCAGGCUGGCCCCCAUUCCCCUCAAGUCGGGCUGAAGCGGUGCAGUGCCUUGAGCCUGGGCCCGCUCCGCCAUGCCCCCCAAGAAACAGGCUCCGGCUGGGGGCAACAAGAAGGCGGAACAGAAAAAGAAGGAGAAAAUCAUUGAGGACAAAACUUUUGGUUUGAAGAAUAAGAAAGGGGCAAAGCAACAGAAGUUCAUCAAGGCUGUGACUCAUCAAGUUAAAUUUGGUCAACAGAAUCCACGACAGGCUGCACAAAAUGAAGGUGAUAAGAAAUUAAAGAAAGAUGACAAGAAGAAAGAACUUCAGGAGUUAAAUGAACUAUUCAAACCUGUAGUUGCUGCUCAGAAAAUAAGUAAAGGUGCAGAUCCCAAAUCUGUAGUAUGUGCAUUCUUUAAGCAAGGGCAGUGUACUAAAGGAGAUAAAUGUAAGUUCUCCCAUGAUUUGUCUCUAGAAAGAAAAUGUGAAAAACGAAGUGUUUAUAUAGAUGCACGAGAUGAAGAACUUGAAAAGGAUACCAUGGAUAAUUGGGAUGAGAAAAAGCUGGAAGAAGUAGUGAACAAGAAGCAUGGUGAGGCGGAAAAGAAAAAACCAAAAACUCAAAUAGUGUGCAAGCACUUUCUUGAUGCUAUUGAAAACAACAAAUAUGGCUGGUUUUGGGUUUGCCCCGGAGGUGGUGAUAAUUGUAUGUACCGUCAUGCUCUUCCUCCUGGUUUUGUAUUAAAAAAAGAUAAGAAGAAAGAAGAAAAAGAAGAUGAAAUUUCAUUAGAAGAUCUAAUAGAAAGAGAGCGUUCUGCUUUAGGACCAAAUGUUACCAAAAUCACUUUAGAGUCUUUUCUUGCAUGGAAGAAAAGGAAAAGACAAGAAAAGAUUGAUAAACUUGAGCAAGAUAUGGAAAGAAGAAAAGCAGACUUUAAGGCAGGAAAAGCACUAGUGAUCAGUGGCCGAGAAGUUUUUGAAUUUCGUCCUGAACUGGUUGAUGAUGAUGAUGAAGAAGCAGAUGAUACUCGAUAUACUCAAGGAACUGGUGGUGAUGAGGUUGAAGAUCUAAUAAGAGUAAAUGAUAUAGAUUUGAGCCAAUAUAUCCCAAAGGAUGUGGAUGAGACUGGUAUUACUGUGGCUAGUCUUGAAAGAUUCAGUACAUAUACUUCAGUAGAGAAGGACGAUAAUAAAUUGAGUGAAGCUUCAGGAGGUGGGGCAGAAAAUGGAGAACAAAGUGAUUUGGAAGAAAAUAAUGAAGAACAGGAAAAUGGAGUGAUUGGUGCUGUUCCUGUUGAUGAAAACCUUUUUACUGGAGAGGAUUUGGAUGAACUUGAAGAAGAAUUAAACACACUUGAUUUAGAGGAAUGACAGCAAGCAAGUCAGAUGAAAAAAUUGUCAGCUCAGCAUAAAUUGAAAUUGACUACAUUAAUUUUUUUUCUCCUGUCUAGAAUUCUUAAACAAGAUGUUUAUGGUUUCUCACACUGAUUUCAGGAGGCACCCCCUCCUCAAAUCCCUCUUCCCCUCCCCCCAAAAAAGGAGUAUUCACCCUUAUCACCUCUAUUCUGACCUUGACUACACCUCUAUAGUAAGUUCAGAGUAGGUCAUAAGUAAUCUGAAAUAUAAUGGUCAUUACAGAAAAGAUUUUGUAAAUAAUUGAAGUAGGAAGUAUAAAUGCUUUUUUCCAACUUGUGAGUUUUAUUGGGCAUGUGUUAUUACCAAGUACAACAUACAUAUUGAAAAUAUCCCUCAUUUAAGCUGCAUCUUUUUAAUGAGUGGUUUGAUUUACUUUGUAUUUAUAUAUUAAAAAAAAAAGACUGCCUAAAAUAAGAGCACUGUACUUCAUAAAUAGACAACUUAUGCAGAUUCAGUGUUACAUUUCUUUGGAUAAUUAAUCAGAUGGACAUUAAAGAUGCAAGUUCUUUAAACUGACAGCAUCAUCUGGAAUGCCCUCUGUAAGCCGGUUUAAAUUUUCCCUCUGCCUUUUUGCCAACAAAGUUGUAAAUAAAGACCAUCAAACGUUAAAAAAAAAAAAAAAAAAAAAAAAAAAAAAAAAAAGAUUUGCAGGCUGUCAAUGAUUAUGUUAUUAAAACUCAUCCAGUUGUACCAAGUCCCAUGGCUAUAAUUUCUUCCAUUCCAAGCCAGGCAAGAUAUUUCACUGUGGUAGACUUAUGCUCAGCUUUCUUCUCUAUUCUCUUUUAUGAAGAUUCUCAAAAGAUCUUUGCUUAUACUUGGGAGAAGACACAGGGAAUGUGGACUUGUUUGCCUCAAGGGUUCACGUACUCCCACUCCCAAAGUCAAUUUUCACAAAUUUUAGAGAUUUUAAGACUAUAAAACAUUCAAGGAGAGCAAAUUGGUGCAUUUUUGUGGAUGAUAUUCUCCUUGCAUUUCCCAAAUGUUAAAGUGUGCCUUAGAGAUAGCAGAGUUCUUUUGUUGGAAUUGUAAGUGUGGGCAUAAGAUCUGCAAGGCAAAAUUACAGUGGGUUUUGCCUACAGUGCAAUAUCUAGCUUGUGUUAUCAUAGUGUCUUGGUCUCUGCCCAGGGUUCUCCUAGUGCCUGCUUUUCAUUUAAAAAAAAAAAAAAAAAAGCUUUGAAUCAUGUUUUGGUAAG
Molecule: messenger RNA, 2681 nt
Organism: Gracilinanus agilis (Agile Gracile Mouse Opossum)
Lineage: Eukaryota; Metazoa; Chordata; Mammalia; Didelphimorphia; Didelphidae
Product: zinc finger CCCH domain-containing protein 15
Exons: 1
Coding region: 166-1443 (425 amino acids)
Biological process (GO): cytoplasmic translation
Cellular component (GO): cytosol
Molecular function (GO): metal ion binding; mRNA binding
Source: RefSeq, a predicted model, not a curated record